UAACCCUAACCCUAACCCUAACCCUAACCCUAACCCUAACCCUAACCCUAACCCUAACCCUAACCCUAACCCUAACCCUAACCCUAACCCUGACCCUGCUGUCAACACAGCUGCAACUCUGGCCGAAAGUGCCGGGGCAGCUACCGUCAUACCCACCGCAGCACCCGCAGCUACCACCGCUACAGCUUCUAGCGCUGCAGCUGGUGCUGGUCUCUCCACCGUUGCAACCGCCUGUCUUGUCGUGGUCACCGUCGCGAUCGUCGUCGCGGUCGGUGUCUUCUGCUGGUCCAAGUACCAAGAGCACAAGCGUGAGCAACGCCGAGAAUUACGCGAGGAGCAACUCCACCGUCAACGCAUGGUUCCCACCCAGCCCGUUUCCACCCCUUAUCGCGACUCCGUUGACAUGAGCCAGGUUUAA
Molecule: messenger RNA, 418 nt
Organism: Moesziomyces antarcticus
Lineage: Eukaryota; Fungi; Basidiomycota; Ustilaginomycetes; Ustilaginales; Ustilaginaceae
Exons: 1
Source: RefSeq, a predicted model, not a curated record